AUGUCCACGUGUUGCUCUAGAAGGGAAGGCCUUAAAUUGGCUCUCAAUAGGAGUCUCAGCGAACCGGGUCCUCCAGAUUUAAACAUCAAUUCCGUACAGUUGGCUUUGAGUCCGACGAUACCCAAACGUUGCAAAUUGGAUUCCAUGAGCUUGCCCGCAAGUCCGUGUUCGGAAAGUGCAACGCUACAGCGUGCUAUAAUAAUGAAACGAGUCAAACCCUUGGAUCCGGAUAGUUUGGUCAAAAAGUUGAAGAAAAACGAGAAUUCGAUAAAUAAAAACGUGAGAAAUUUUCUCGUCGUCGAUUGUCGACCUUUCAUCGCCUACAACGUAAAUCACAUUCGAGGGUCGAUAAAUAUAAAUUGUUCGGAUCGGUUUAACAGACGACGUCUUCAAUUGGGAAAAGCGUCGCUUGCCGAUUUGGCGACAACGCGAGAGGGAAAAGACCUUUUGAAAAAACGUGCCUUCAAAGAGGUCGUCGUGUACGAUGAUUGCACUUCGGACGUCGAUAGACUACCUCCGUCUCAUCCCUUGUUUCUCGUUUUAACCAUACUGGUGGAGGAUAAUAGAGAACCUGCACUCUUGCUCGGUGGUCACAAAGAAUUUCACAAAAGGCAUAAGGAAUUUUGCGAAGACACGCUGUUGCCGCCACCGAGCGAAAAAUCCACUUUAUCAUCACCUUCCUCGCCGACGAAAGCAUCAUCUCCGGCAUUGGAAAAUCCUUCUUCACCACCCUCGGCCUCGUCGUCGGACAUCGAUAAUCAACCCGCGUCGAGGGUUUUGCCUUUUUUGUAUUUGGGAAAUCAGAAAAAUGCAGCGGAUUUGCAAUUGUUGCAAACGUUGGGAGUAACCCGCGUUUUAAACGUUACCUCGGAUCUUCCCGGUUAUCACGAGGCCGAGGGGAUAUCCUACAGGAAAUUGCCGGCUUCGGAUUCGGGUCAACAAAAUUUGAAACAAUAUUUCGAAGAAGCUUUCGAUUUCAUCGAGGAAGCGAGGAAACACGGAGCGAACGUUCUAGUCCAUUGCCAAGCGGGUAUUUCUCGUUCGGCCACCAUAACCAUUGCAUACGUAAUGAAACACAGGCUUUUAUCAAUGGUCGAAGCGUACAAAGUUGUCAAAUCGGCUCGUCCGAUAAUCAGUCCCAAUUUGAAUUUCAUGGGACAACUUUUGGAACUCGAACAAGGACUCAGGCUUAAUUCGAGUAAUGGAGAUGAUGGCGAGUGUAAACCGUGUCAUCAGUGCAGGUGGACGCCGCAACCGAACGAAGAAGUAACGACCGGGUGUAGCGUGUAA
This is a messenger RNA of Pediculus humanus corporis (human body louse), 1290 nucleotides long. RefSeq names its product dual specificity protein phosphatase, putative. Gene Ontology annotation, biological process: protein dephosphorylation; negative regulation of MAPK cascade. The transcript is spliced from 3 exons. The record is from RefSeq and is a predicted model, not a curated record. Gene Ontology annotation, cellular component: cytoplasm; cytosol. NCBI's taxonomy places the organism in Eukaryota, Metazoa, Arthropoda, Insecta, Psocodea, Pediculidae. The coding region runs from base 1 to 1290 and encodes 429 amino acids. Gene Ontology annotation, molecular function: protein tyrosine/threonine phosphatase activity; MAP kinase tyrosine/serine/threonine phosphatase activity.